AUGCGUGAAUCUAAUAUUCCUUCGCUUCUCGUAAAACGGACUAAUCAGCACCCAGGUAUUCAGCUUCACCAGCUAAAUGGUUACAAACAUAAUUUUAAUUUUUUAACUGAUCAAGUAAGAAUCGUUGUGUGGAUGAUUGGUGCUUGGACACUCACUUUGAAACAUGCCUCGCUCUUGCCACAAAUCAGGUUUCCAUCAAAGGGGAAGACGAAGCCAGCCCUGCCCUUGGCUUUGAAACUAGACAUGGGCUCCAUCUCAAAUCACAGCUAUUUCAGAAAUAGCACAGACUCCUCUGAAGAUCAGUCUUUUUCUUUGUUUGACAUCCAUAUUUUGGUGCCCGUCACUAUAAUUUCCAUCAUCCUGUUUUUCUUGGGAGUCUCUGGGAAUUUGAUAACGAUCGUCAUUUUCAGACGCUCGCAGGAGAUGAGGACGACAGUGAACAUGUACCUGUCCAGCAUGGCGCUGUCAGACACACUGAUUUUCCUUGGCCUGCCUUCCGACCUCUACCGCCUUUGGAAGUACAAGCCCUACAUAUUUGGGGAUUUUCUCUGCAAGUUCUUCAUUUACCUGAGCGAAACAUGCACAUACUGCACCAUCCUGCACAUCACCACAGUGAGCGUGGAGAGGUACUUUGCCAUAUGCUUUCCCCUGAAAGCCAAAGCAACCAUCACCAAGUGCCGGGUGAAACGGGUCAUCCUGGUGCUGUGGGGCUGCUCCCUCCUGACUGCCGGCCCCAUCCUCUUCCUCUUUGGAGUGGAACACCAUAACGGCAGCCUGUCCCAGGAGAGCCGGGAGUGCAGGCCCAUCGAGCGCGUGGCCCGCACGGGGCUGCUCGAGACGAUGACCUGGGUCUCCACCAUUUAUUUCUUCCUGCCAAUGCUCUGCUUGACUCUGCUCUACGGACUGAUCUGCAGAAAGCUCCUGUCCCAGGAGAGCCGGGAGUGCAGGCCCAUCGAGCGCGUGGCCCGCACGGGGCUGCUCGAGACGAUGACCUGGGUCUCCACCAUUUAUUUCUUCCUGCCAAUGCUCUGCUUGACUCUGCUCUACGGACUGAUCUGCAGAAAGCUGAGGCGGAGUGGGCAGCGGCUGCCGGGCUGCCAGGCUGCGAGCAGAAGAAGGUCCCACAGGCAGACUGUCAAAAUGCUGGCUGUCGUUGUCUUUGCCUUUGUGCUGUGUUGGCUCCCCUUCCACAUUGGCCGACUCCUCUUCGCCCAGACUGAAAUCAUCCUGUAUGACCUCACGCAGUACUUCAACCUCAUCGCCAUGCUUCUCUUCUACCUUGGGGCUUCCAUAAACCCCAUACUUUACAACAUCCUGUCACACAAGUACAGGGAAGCGAUGAGCAAAAUCUUGCACCACAAACGAACUCGGAACUGCAGGAGCCUGACCAGGGGUAAAAAGGUUUCUUUUGAAGGUACAGAACUUGGUUCUUUCACGUCAACUGUUCAGCAUUGA
Messenger RNA from Phaethon lepturus (White-tailed tropicbird), 1455 nucleotides. RefSeq names its product growth hormone secretagogue receptor type 1-like. Gene Ontology annotation, cellular component: plasma membrane. Gene Ontology annotation, biological process: G protein-coupled receptor signaling pathway. Gene Ontology annotation, molecular function: G protein-coupled receptor activity. Lineage: Eukaryota; Metazoa; Chordata; Aves; Phaethontiformes; Phaethontidae. The coding region runs from base 1 to 1455 and encodes 484 amino acids. The record is from RefSeq and is a predicted model, not a curated record. The transcript has 3 exons.